Molecule: messenger RNA, 747 nt
Organism: Indicator indicator
Lineage: Eukaryota; Metazoa; Chordata; Aves; Piciformes; Indicatoridae
Gene: RSPH1
Product: radial spoke head component 1
Exons: 8
Coding region: 1-747 (248 amino acids)
Biological process (GO): spermatid development; axoneme assembly
Cellular component (GO): nucleus; motile cilium
Source: RefSeq, a predicted model, not a curated record
AUGUCGGACCUGAGCUCGGAGGGGAUUGAGGAGGCUGAGACCGAUAUAGGGGAGUAUGAUGGUGAACGCAAUGCGGAAGGUGAGCGACACGGACGUGGCAAAGCACGCCUACCAAAUGGUGAUACAUAUGAUGGAGAGUAUGAAAAUGGUUUCAGAAGUGGACAGGGGAUCUACAGAUUUAAAAAUGGUGCUUACUACACUGGAGAGUAUCUUCAGAACAAAAAGCAUGGCAAGGGUAUUUUCUUUUAUCCAGAUGGAUCAAAAUAUGAAGGAGACUGGGUGGAUGACCAGAGACAUGGCUAUGGAGUGUAUACAUAUGCAAAUGGAGACACCUAUACUGGAGAAUGGUUUAACCACAAUAGGCAUGGCCAAGGUACAUAUGUCUAUAAAGACACAGGAUCUAAGUAUGUCGGUGGCUGGGCAAAUGGAAUCCAGGAAGGACAAGCAGAACUUAUCCAUCUAAACCACAGAUUUAAGGGCAGGUUUUUGAGAGGAAAUCCUGUAGGUCGUGGCAAAUACGUCUUUGAUAUUGGUUGUGAGCAGCAUGGUGAAUACAUACAAGCAAAGCAGGAUAAAGGAGAGGAAGAAGAAGAAGAAGAAGAAGAAGAAGAGGAUGAACCCUCAUUACUUGUUGAACCAAAAUGGAAGGCAUCAGAAAUUACCAAAUUAACAUUCUGGACCCCUCAUGGGGAAAAUCCACCUUCUCCCAGAGAAGCCUCCCUGUUUACUACAUAUGGAAUGCUAUAA